Messenger RNA from Oryzias latipes (Japanese medaka), 2547 nucleotides. RefSeq names its product T-box transcription factor 20 (gene tbx20). The record is from RefSeq and is a predicted model, not a curated record. Gene Ontology annotation, molecular function: DNA-binding transcription factor activity, RNA polymerase II-specific; RNA polymerase II cis-regulatory region sequence-specific DNA binding. Gene Ontology annotation, cellular component: nucleus; chromatin. Gene Ontology annotation, biological process: regulation of transcription by RNA polymerase II; positive regulation of DNA-templated transcription; cell fate specification. NCBI's taxonomy places the organism in Eukaryota, Metazoa, Chordata, Actinopteri, Beloniformes, Adrianichthyidae.
UCCCCCCCCUCAUCUGACAGCCGCUCUGCAGGACUCCGGAGUCAGACUCUACCCGCGCGCCAUGAGUCCAGCGCGAGCGCACGUCCAGCCGUGACGCACCGAGUCUGCGCGCAGACAAGGGCCCCAAAUCUGGACACCUCCCGCAAGAGUUCACGCCAGCUUUCCCCGAGCGUCUUUCUGGAGGAUUUGAUCUUCGGGGGGUUAUUUCUGCGUCCAGACCGACAUGGAGUUCACGGCGUCCCCCAAACCGCAGCUGUCCUCGCGGGCGAACGCCUUCUCCAUCGCCGCGCUGAUGUCCAGCGGGAAGCCCAACAAGGACAAGGAGGCGGAGGAGAACACCAUCAGACCGCUCGAGCAGUUUGUGGAGAAAUCCUCCUGCAACCCGCAGCCUCUGGCCGACCUGUCCACCCUGGACGCGCACGGCGACUUCAGCGGGAGCGCGCCCGCGGUGUGCACGGAGCCGCUCAUCCCCACCAACCCCGGCCUCCCCAGCGAGGAGAUGGCCAAGAUCUCCUGCAGCCUGGAGACCAAGGAGCUGUGGGACAAGUUCCACGAGCUGGGGACGGAGAUGAUCAUCACCAAGUCUGGACGGAGAAUGUUUCCAACCAUCCGGGUCUCCUUCUCCGGGGUGGACCAGGACUCUAAGUACAUCGUCUUGAUGGAUAUCGUCCCGGUGGACAACAAGCGGUACCGGUACGCCUACCACCGCUCCUCGUGGCUGGUCGCAGGGAAAGCCGACCCGCCUCUGCCCGCAAGGUUGUACGUGCAUCCGGACUCGCCGUUCACCGGGGAGCAGCUGAAGAAGCAGAUGGUGUCGUUUGAGAAAGUCAAGCUCACCAACAACGAACUGGACCAGCACGGACACAUCAUCCUCAACUCCAUGCACAAGUACCAGCCGCGGGUCCACAUCAUCAAGAAGAAGGACCACACCGCCUCGCUGCUCAAUCUAAAGUCCGAAGAGUUUCGCACCUUCGUCUUUGUGGAGACGGUCUUCACCGCCGUCACGGCGUACCAGAACCAGCUGAUCACCAAACUGAAGAUCGACAGCAACCCUUUCGCCAAAGGCUUCCGGGACUCGUCUCGGCUGACCGACAUGGAGAGCAGGGAAAGUGUUGAGAAUCUGAUCCACAAGCACUCGUACGCCCGCUCGCCCAUCCGGACCUACGGCGGCGACGAGGAGAGCCUCGGCGAGGACGGACACUCCGCCCACAGCAGAGGCUCCGCCUUCACCGCCUCGGAUAACCUCUCGCUGAGCUCCUGGGUCACCACCACCUCCGGCUUCUCGGGCUUCCAGCACCCCCAGUCUCUGUCCGCCAUGGGCACCGGCGCCGCCUCCCUCCCCCACCCCAUCCAGGGAUCCCUGCCCCCCUACAGUCGCCUGGGCAUGCCGCUGGCGCCCGGCGCGCUGGCGGGGACCAUGCAGGGCAGCGGGCCGUCCUUCCCCGCCUUCCACAUGCCACGCUACCACCAUUACUUCCAGCAGGGGCCUUACGCCGCCAUCCAGGGACUGCGCCACUCUUCCACGGUCAUGACCCCCUUUGUAUGACUGUGAGGAGAGGCUCUGCCCAUCGCUCAGUUUUGUGUAAAUAGUUUCUCCGCAGCGAGUGACGGCGCGGCCGACGAGACGGGGGGGAAAGACUCGACCUCGGUACAAACUGUGAAACUGAGCGCCUAGCAUGUUAAGAACACACCCCUCUCCCCCCUGCAGACGGGAAGCGGUUGCUACCGGCAACAGCGUCUGGUGGCGUGUGAUCCAUCACAGGGACGCCCCUCUGCAGGCGGAGCUCCGGCCGCGUGGGAAGCGUUCACAUGUACAGAAACACGGAGGUUUAAUCCCGGCUAUGCUCACAGUAGACUGACGUAAUCCCAUAGGACGCAUGCUGACACACCUUUACCUCAACAGGAAGGACUUUUACUUUGAAGAGCCACUCACGCCACAAGUUUCAUUCCACAAAAGUAGUUAUUUCAAAAUAAAGGCAGAUGAAACUCUGACUAUUUAUGAAGCAACACGCCGGUCUGCAGCCUCACAGCAGCUGAGGCUGCAGCUGCGCAGCUCCAUCCGUCUGCAGAUGAGAGAGUCUCAUUCGGGUGGGAUCCAGGUGGGCCGGCGAACCGACCCGCUCCUUCGCCGUCAACAGGACGUCCGCGAGGAUUCGAGGCCGCCACGUUCCACCCUCACACACGCACAGAGGAGACAUCAGAACUGAGGUCGUGACCUCCAUCGUUCACACAGAAACAAUGGAGACUCUGCUCAGCUUUCAGUUCGGUUCUGACCCGUUUCUCUGAACCGUGCUCACAGAAACUCUGCAUCCAGGAGGAGGAGCUGCAUCCUCUGGAGUCACAGUGUUGAUGUGCCGUGGAGCCGAUGGGCGUGUCUGGAUCUUCCUUUUGUCAUGUCUCGGUUCAAACACACACGUUGUGCUUUGAGGGUUUUUAAGUGCAAUAUAUUUAUUUUGCUCUCUGGAAACAUUGCGCUGUAACACUACGCGGCAUUUAAGACGUUAUUUGUAAACCGUGAGAAGUAUAUAUAAAAAUAUCACCACCGAA